Molecule: messenger RNA, 4123 nt
Organism: Eublepharis macularius
Lineage: Eukaryota; Metazoa; Chordata; Lepidosauria; Squamata; Eublepharidae
Gene: AP2A1
Product: adaptor related protein complex 2 subunit alpha 1
Exons: 23
Coding region: 89-2968 (959 amino acids)
Biological process (GO): clathrin-dependent endocytosis; intracellular protein transport
Cellular component (GO): AP-2 adaptor complex; membrane coat
Molecular function (GO): clathrin-cargo adaptor activity
Source: RefSeq, a predicted model, not a curated record
UCCCCCCGGGUCGGUUCGGUGCUGCUGGGCCAGGUUCGGGCGCGGAGCGGAACGGAGCAUCGCCGGGUCCCGAUCCGCUACCGCCACCAUGCCGGCCGUUUCCAAGGGAGACGGGAUGCGGGGCCUGGCAGUCUUCAUCUCCGACAUCCGAAACUGUAAGAGCAAAGAGGCCGAAAUCAAACGCAUCAACAAGGAGCUGGCCAACAUCCGUUCCAAAUUCAAGGGAGAUAAAGCCUUGGACGGUUACAGCAAGAAAAAAUAUGUCUGCAAGCUGCUCUUCAUCUUCCUACUGGGCCAUGACAUCGAUUUUGGGCACAUGGAGGCCGUCAACCUGCUCAGCUCCAACAAGUACACAGAGAAGCAAAUUGGUUACCUGUUCAUUUCAGUGUUGGUGAACUCCAACAGUGAGCUGAUCCGCCUCAUCAACAACGCCAUCAAGAAUGACUUGGCAAGCCGCAACCCCACCUUCAUGUGCCUGGCCCUGCACUGUAUUGCAAACGUGGGCAGCCGCGAGAUGGCUGAGGCCUUUGCCUCUGAGAUCCCCCGCAUCCUGGUGGCCGGUGACACCAUGGACAGUGUAAAACAGAGUGCCGCCCUUUGCCUCCUGCGCCUCUACAAGACUUCCCCCGACUUGGUACCCAUGGGCGAGUGGACGUCGCGGGUGGUGCAUCUCUUGAACGAUCAGCACAUGGGGGUGGUGACAGCUGCUGUGAGCCUAAUCGCCUGCCUCUGCAAGAAGAAUCCUGAUGACUUCAAGACGUGUGUCUCUCUGGCUGUGUCCCGGCUCAGCAGGAUUGUGUCUUCGGCCUCCACAGACCUCCAAGACUAUACCUAUUACUUCGUGCCAGCACCCUGGCUCUCUGUCAAGCUCUUGAGGCUUCUGCAGUGCUAUCCUCCCCCAGAAGAUGCAGCUGUGAAAGGCCGUCUGGUUGAGUGCUUGGAGACUAUCCUCAAUAAGGCCCAGGAGCCACCCAAGUCCAAGAAGGUCCAGCAUUCCAAUGCCAAGAACGCCAUCCUUUUUGAAGCCAUCAGCCUCAUCAUCCACUAUGACAGUGAACCCAACCUGUUGGUACGGGCAUGUAACCAGCUAGGACAGUUUCUACAGCAUCGUGAGACCAACCUGCGGUAUCUGGCGCUGGAGAGCAUGUGCACGUUGGCCAGCUCCGAAUUCUCCCAUGAAGCUGUCAAGACGCACAUUGAGACAGUCAUCAAUGCCCUCAAGACUGAGCGAGAUGUGAGUGUACGCCAGCGGGCUGCCGACCUCCUCUACGCCAUGUGUGACCGCACGAAUGCCAAGCAGAUAGUCUCGGAGAUGCUUAGCUACCUGGAGACAGCUGAUUACUCCAUCCGUGAGGAGAUUGUGCUGAAGGUGGCCAUCCUGGCAGAGAAGUAUGCCGUGGACUACAGCUGGUAUGUGGAUACCAUCCUCAACCUGAUCCGUAUUGCUGGGGACUAUGUAAGCGAGGAGGUGUGGUACCGCGUCAUCCAGAUAGUCAUCAACCGGGAUGAUGUGCAAGGCUACGCUGCCAAGACGGUCUUUGAGGCCCUGCAGGCUCCUGCUUGUCAUGAGAACAUGGUGAAGGUUGGAGGUUACAUCCUAGGGGAGUUUGGGAACCUCAUUGCAGGAGAUCCUCGCUCCAGCCCUCUGGUGCAGUUCAACCUGUUGCACUCCAAGUUCCACCUGUGCAGUGUAUCUACGCGAGCCCUGCUUCUCUCUACCUACAUCAAGUUCAUCAACCUCUUCCCUGAGACCAAGGGCACCAUCCAGGAAGUGCUGCGCUCAGACAGCCAGAUCCGCAACGCUGACGUGGAGCUGCAGCAGCGAGCCGUUGAAUACCUUAAGCUCAGUUCCAUCGCCAGCACUGAUGUUUUGGCCACAGUUCUGGAGGAAAUGCCUCCAUUCCCUGAACGUGAGUCAUCCAUCUUGGCUAAGCUCAAGAAGAAAAAGGGCCCUGGAGCUGGGAGUGAACUGGAUGAUGGCAAGAAGGACCCCAACUCUGAGAUCAACGGGGGCAUGGAGCCUUCAGCCAGCACUGCUUCUACGCCGUCCCCAUCUGCUGACUUGCUAGGCCUCCGGGCAGCUCCUGUUGCCACUUCCAGUGCCCCUGCUACUGCUGGCAACCUUCUGGUGGAUGUUUUCUCUGACAGCCCCUCAGCCACAACUGGCCUCGUGCCCGGUGCAGAAGAGAACUUCCUUAGCUCAGGGGCUGCCGCUUCUGUCUCUGAGGACCCCGCUUUGCCUAUUGCUGAGGCUGAUGAACUGCUUAACAAGUUUGUGUGUAAGAAUAACGGAGUGCUCUUUGAGAACCAGCUUCUGCAAAUUGGGGUGAAAUCUGAGUUCCGACAGAACUUAGGCCGAAUGUAUCUCUUCUAUGGAAACAAAACAUCUGUUCAGUUCCAGAGCUUCACCCCUACAGUCAGCUACCCAGGAGACCUGCAAAGUCAGCUCAACAUUCAGACGAAAACGGUGGAGCCCCUGGUGGAAGGGGGUGCUCAGGUUCAACAGGUCCUGAACAUCGAGUGUCUGAGUGACUUUACGGAGGCCCCCCUCAUCAACAUAAAAUUUCGGUACGGUGGAACGCUGCAGAAUCUUACACUCAAGUUGCCUAUCACUGUCAACAAGUUUUUCCAGGCAACAGAGAUGCAAUCACAGGAUUUUUUCCAGCGCUGGAAACAACUCAGCCUGCCACAGCAGGAAGCCCAGAAAAUCUUCAAGGCAAACCAUGCCAUGGAUUCAGAGGUGACCAAAGCCAAGCUGCUAGGUUUUGGCAGUGCCCUCUUGGAGAAGGUAGAUCCAAACCCUGAUAACUACGUAGGAGCUGGGAUCAUCCAGACAAAGGCGCUGCAGGUUGGAUGUUUGCUGCGUCUGGAGCCCAAUGCCCAGGCUCAGAUGUACCGGCUGACCCUCCGCACCAGCAAGGAGUCCGUUUCGAAGCACCUUUGUGAGCUGCUUUCUCAGCAGUUCUGAGGCGUUGGCAGCACCAGAGGAGGGAAGGGAGAAGGCUGUUCCUGCACACUGGCUGCCUCUGUUUGUCCCCUCUGGUUCCCCUCUGAACCAGGGGCCUCUGGAAAGACUGUAUUGCUCCCCGCCUGUUGUCGUGAUAACCUCUGUGUUCUCGUUGCCUAGCCCGGGCCAGCACCAAGGGGGGAUAAGCAAGGAGGGAGCAAAAGAAAAGCAGUCCUCGGGAUGGAUGAAGUACAAUUGGGGGUGGGUGGGCGGAGAUGACGCAUGUUGGUCAUUCCUCCAGGAGUAGUCUUCCUCUUGCCUGAAGGGUGGCCCUUGGACGAAGCCAGGAUCCCUCCCACCUGUAGGCCUGGUCCAUUCCCUCUCAGGCUGAGGCUGCAAUUUGUGGUCUUAAUCCUCACACCCUCCCACACCCUCCGGUAUGAUUUUAGGCUGGCAGUUUUGGUUUUGUUUACAAUAUUAACCCCUUCUUUUCCAUCCAUAUCCUUCCUUCAGGGAGGGGGAGGUGGUGAAAACACAUCACCUAUCCCGUAUCCUUUUGAGCUGGCUGGAGGGAGGAACGGGAGGGGGGAAAGAAUGCUUGUAAGGGUUUUUUUGUGUGUGUUUCUUUGCCUUGUGUAUUUUCCUCUGUGGGGGGUGGGGUUGCAUUCUCCCUUACUUUUGUCAUGGACCAUUCCAGUGUUACAGUGUGUGUAUUUUGUGGGGAAGUAAUCGGAUUCUUCACACAGGCCUGCCUUCCUGUUCUCUUGCCCCCACCCCCAAAGGAAAGUAAGCUGCACAGUGGUGAAAGGUGUAGUGGGGAGGGAGGGAAGAUUUGCUUCCCCAGUCCCAGCCAUUUUAGUGGAUCCUUAAGAAGCUGUAAAGUUGGGAAGGAAGGGAGACAGAUUCUGGAGUCCUGCCCUCAGUGCAUCUUGGGGAAAAGGGAAUGGGGAGGGGAAGGGGUAGGGUUCAGUUCACGCUAGUUUGGGGGUGUCCCAGUUUCCCGUGCUGGCCCGGGCUCCAUGUUACUCUGCUGUGUAGGUGUUAUCUAGCGCAUCUUAGUUUUAAUCUGGGUUUUUGAAUGCCUGUAUCUUAUCUCCAUGUGACUCUAAUAAAGCCGUGGGGGCGGGGGAGAGCCAGAAUCAAGCCAGGCUGGGCCACCCCCACACCGCUGACUGA